Synchiropus splendidus (mandarinfish) is the source of this 5787-nucleotide messenger RNA. RefSeq names its product amylo-alpha-1, 6-glucosidase, 4-alpha-glucanotransferase a (gene agla). The transcript has 36 exons. Gene Ontology annotation, molecular function: amylo-alpha-1,6-glucosidase activity; 4-alpha-glucanotransferase activity. The coding region runs from base 146 to 4759 and encodes 1537 amino acids. The record is from RefSeq and is a predicted model, not a curated record. Gene Ontology annotation, biological process: glycogen catabolic process; glycogen biosynthetic process. NCBI's taxonomy places the organism in Eukaryota, Metazoa, Chordata, Actinopteri, Syngnathiformes, Callionymidae.
UCAGAAACAGGAGGCUGCCUGUGCUGCUGGCUACGGGGCGCCGCUCUGGACUCCGACCGGACUCUUCUCACAGAUAUCACCUCCAAGUACUGGCUCCAUGUGUUGGUCCAUUCUGGAUCAAUUGUCUGCGUGAUUCGGUGGAGAGAUGUUGCCUCAACACCUCAGGCAGAUCCGAGUCCUGAUGCUCAACGAGAAAGAGAACCUUGAGAGGACUUUAUUCAGACUCGACCAAGGCUUUGAGCUCCAGUUCCGCCUUGGUCCAAGUCUGCAGGGAAGGAAGGUCACUGUCUACACGAACUACCCACCUGAGGGACAGCCGUUCAAACGAGAGGCUUUCCGCUGUCUGGAAUGGACUCACACGACAGGAAGUGAGGAUGACUCGGACAAAUUCUGCUCCCUGAAUCUCAAAGUAGCCGGAUCUUACCAGUACUACUUUGCGUCAGGCAAAGAUACCAAGAGGUCCGGCAGUGGAUAUAUUGUUGUGGAUCCACUCCUGCGCGUCGGAGCAGACAACCACGUCCUUCCUUUAGACUGCAUCACCAUCCAAACCUACCUGUCCAAAUGUCUGGGACAUCUAGACGACUGGCCCGACCGCCUGAGGGUAGCCAAGGAGUCAGGCUACAACAUGAUCCACUUCACGCCGCUGCAGACCCUGGGAGAGUCGCGGUCCUGCUACUCCCUGGCAGAUCAGCUGUCUUUCAGCCCGGAGUUCAGUCCUGCUGGACGUAACUACGACUGGGAGGACGUGGGCGCACUGGUGACCAAGCUGAGGACAGAGUGGGACAUGCUGUGCAUCACUGAUGUGGUGUACAACCACACAGCUGCAAACAGUGUUUGGAUCAAGGAGCAUCCCGAGUGCGGCUACAACAUGGUCAACUCUCCUCACCUGCGUCCGGCCUGGGUGCUGGACCGAGCUAUCUGGCAUUUGACCACAGGAAUAGCAGAUGGACUCUACACAGACCGCGGACUCCCUGCUGAUAUCAGUAAUGAAAGCCACCUGAAUGCUAUUCGGGGCGUUUUGUGGCAGGAUGUGUUUCCUCAACUCAAACUGUGGGAGUUCUUCCAAGUCCUAGUGGACAGUGCUGUGGACCAGUUCAGAACCCUCCUCCAAUCCGGAACUAAACCAGACCAUAAGAAGACUGGAGGGAAAAAGGGGCUGAAGAUAAUCCAGGACCAGAACUACCGGCGUUAUGGCAACAUGGUGGACAUGGACUCUGCUCUGGAGACAUUUGUCCCACACAGCUCCUCCUCACAUCACAUAGAGGACUGCUGCGGUUGGCUGAGGCAGAAACUGAACGAGCUGAACAAGGAGCAACACCACAUCGUCCAUCAGCAUCAGGAGCAGGCAGUCAACUGCAUCAUAGGGAAUGUUGUGUACGAGAGGCUGGCGGAACAUGGCCCCAAGCUGGGUCCUGUUAGCAGGAAAAACCCCCUGGUUACCAGGUACUUCACCUUCCCUUACAAGGACAUGACUCUGGAGCAGGAGAUGCUGCUCCUGAAUGACCCAGAUAAAAUGUGUAAUUUCCUAGCACACAAUGGGUGGGUGAUGGGGGACGAUCCGCUGCGCAACUUUGCAGAACCAGGGUCAAAUGUCUACCUGCGCCGCGAGCUGAUAUGUUGGGGCGACAGUGUUAAGCUUCGCUAUGGUAAAGGACCAGAGGACUGCCCGUACCUGUGGGCUCACAUGCAGAAGUACACUGAAAUCACAGCUAAAUACUUCCACGGAGUCCGUCUGGACAACUGCCACUCCACACCGCUGCACGUUGCUGAGUUUUUGCUGGAUGUGGCCAGGAAAGUGUGUCCUAACCUGUAUGUGGUGGCUGAGCUGUUCACCGGCAGUGAAGAGCUGGACAAUGUCUUCGUAACCAGGCUAGGAAUCUCAUCGCUGAUACGAGAGGCCAUGUCUGCCGGGGACAGCCACGAGGAGGGCAGACUGGUCUAUCGUUACGGCGGCGAGCCGGUGGGAGCCUUCGUUCAGCCCAGUCUGCGCCCUCUCAUGCCCUCCAUCGCUCACGCCAUGUUCCUGGACGUGACGCAUGACAACGAGUGUCCGAUACAGCUACGGUCAUCUCUAGACUCUCUGCCCAGCUCUGCUAUUGUGUCGAUGGCCUGCUGUGCGACCGGAUCCACCAGGGGAUACGAUGAAAUGGUCCCUCAUCAGAUCUCUGUAGUGAAGGAGGAACGUUUUUACCCCAAGUGGAACCCCACUGCAUCCCCGUCCUCACCUGGUGAGGUUGGUUUCCAGACUGGUAUCAUCGCUGGGAAGCUGGCUCUCAACAAGCUGCACCAGGAGCUGGCAGCACAAGGAUUCAUACAGGUGUAUGUAGACCAGGUUGAUUCCGACAUCGUCGCUGUGACCCGUCACUGUCCAUCGACUCACCAGUCAGUGGUGUCGGUGUGUAGAACAGCCUUCUGGAACCCCAAAACCCACCAGUACAACAACAGUGUCCCCCCCAUGUUUAUACCAGGGAAGAUUGAGGAAGUGGUGUUGGAAGCCAGGACGGUGGAGAGGAGCGCCGGAGGUUAUAAGAAAGAUGACAAGUACAUCAACGGCCUGCCAGACUACACUGUGGAAAUAAAGGAGCACAUACCAUUGCAGGAAAGCACGGUGGUGAAGCAAGCUGGAGUGACAUCUAAAGGCCGCUCUGAGUUUGUGCAGGAAAUCACCUUCCAGAAGUUGACACCAGGAAGUGUUAUCGCGUUCAGGGUCAGUUUAGAUCCCACGGCUCAGAAGUUGGUCGGUGUUCUGAGGCAUUACCUGUCCCAGUUCAGUCCAAAAUACAAAAAAGGAAGCGUGGCUGACGACAAUCCACCCGAGGCUCUGCUGAAACCACUGGCUCAGUUGAUGUCUAAACUGACACUGGCCGACAUGAACAUCCUGCUGUUUCGCUGCAACUCUGAGGAGAAGGAGGACGGCGGAGGCUGCUACGACAUCCCUGGGUGGGAGAGCUUCAAGUACGCUGGACUGCAAGGGUUGAUGUCGGUGCUGGCUGAUAUCCGCCCCAACAACGACCUGGGUCACCCCGUGUGUUCCAACCUCAGACAGGGCGACUGGCUGAUCGACUUUGUCUCCAACAGACUGGUGCACAGAGAGGGACCACUGGCAGAGGUGGGACAGUGGUUGAAGGCCAUGUUCGACUACCUGAAACACAUCCCGCGCUACCUCAUCCCCUCAUACUUUGAUGCCAUCAUGGUGGCUACGUACACCACCGCUCUGGACGCAACUUUCAAGCUCAUGUCCAGCUUUGUGCAGAAUGGCUCCAGCUUUGUCCGUCACCUUGCGCUGGGCUCUCUCCAGAUGUGUGGAGUGGGCCGCUUCUCUGCCCUCCCUCCUCUCUCUGCCGCUUUGAACGAUGUUCCGUACCGGCUCAACCCCAUCACCGGUCAGAAGGAGCAGUGCUGCGUCUCCUUAGCCGCAGGUCUCCCGCAUUUCUCCUCCGGGAUCUUCCGCUGCUGGGGAAGAGACACUUUUAUUGCUCUGAGAGGACUCAUGCUGCUCACUGGGCGACACACGGAGGCCCGCAACAUCAUCCUGGCCUUUGCUGGAACCUUGCGUCACGGUUUGAUCCCAAACCUCCUGGGUGAGGGUCGCUGCGCCAGAUACAACUGCCGUGACGCUGUGUGGUGGUGGCUGCAGUGCAUCCAGGACUACGCCACCCACGUGCCUCAGGGUGAGGACAUCCUCCGCUGCCCGGUCACACGCAUGUACCCCAGUGACAACUGCGAGCCGGCCAAACCUGGAGAGGUGGAGCAACCCCUCUAUGACGUGAUCCAAGAGGCUCUGCAGCGCCACCUGGAGGGGAUCGCCUUCAGAGAGCGGAACGCUGGACCCAAGAUCGACAUGAACAUGAGAGAUGAAGGGUUCAACGUGGCCACUAAGGUGGAUCCAGAGACUGGCUUUGUCAGCGGAGGAAACCGCUUCAACUGUGGCACAUGGAUGGAUAAGAUGGGGGAGAGCGAGAGAGCCAGGAACAAAGGCAUGCCAGCUACGCCCAGGGAUGGCGCUGCAGUAGAAAUCGUGGGUCUGAGUAAGUCUGCUGUUCGUUGGGUGGUGCAGCUGCACGCCAAAGGACUCUUCCCUUACGACGGUGCUAAAGUCAGCAGAAAUGGUUCCGAGGUGUUCAUCUCCUACUCCCAAUGGAACCAUCAGCUCCAGCAGUCCUUUGAGCCUGGCUUCUGGGUGUCGGGGGAGCCGGGGGACCCCCACGAGAAACACCCUGAGCUGGUUCACAAGAAGGGCAUUUACAAGGACAGCUACGGAGCAUCCAGCCCCUGGUGCGACUAUCAGCUGCGGCCCAACUUCACCAUCGCCAUGGUGGUGGCCCCGGAGCUCUUCACUGUAGAGAGAGCGUGGAAGGCUCUGGAAAUGGCAGAGAAGAAACUACUGGGACCACUGGGGAUGAAAACGCUCGACCCCGAUGACAUGGUGUACUGCGGUGUGUACGACAACGCUCUGGAUAACGACAACUACAACCUGGCAAAGGGAUUCAACUACCACCAAGGACCGGAGUGGCUGUGGCCGGUGGGUUACUUCCUGCGAGCGAAGCUGUUCUUCGCUAAGAAGUUGGGGGAUGAAACAUUGGCCCAGACGGUGACUCUGGUGAAGAAUGUGCUGUCGAGACACUACACACAUCUGGAGAGGUCUCCGUGGCGAGGUCUUCCGGAGCUGACCAACGAGAACGGUCAGUUCUGUCCAUUCAGCUGCGAGACGCAGGCGUGGUCCCUGGCCACCGUGCUGGAGGUCCUGCACGACCUGUAGGCGAGGGCGUCUUGUCCAUGUCGCGCUGCUUGCACGCCCUGUGCUGCAUAGGAAACAGAACAAGCAUGUCUGGAUCGUAGGUCAUGAUGAGUCAAGGAGUCUAGUGACGGAGUGAAUCUUCAUUUACUUGACACAAUUUCUUCACAUUUCAGUGCAAUCAUUUCAGAUUUUACAUCAGUAGUUUUAUAAGAUAAAUAUAGUUUGAAUAUUUUAUUCUGGAUUCUUUUAACUGCCCGGAGAUAUGACCAUUGCAGGAGUGUGAGAUGGUUGGUGCUAUAAUAGUUCACGCCGUAGCAGCCAUCACCGUCACCCUUCCACUUGCUAACAUAACACUGUCUAUUCAUAAGCGACUGUCAUUACUGCCAAUGGUUCUGGUGCUCAAUUGAAGCUCGAUAAAGCUGUUUCCUUCUUAAGACAUCUCAAUUAUGGGGACUCUGGCGUCUGUGGUAGCUUAGCUGACUUACCUCUCAUUGUUUAACACGUUCACUUGUGAUAUGCUGAGGUCAGCAGUAUGUGUCCACCUAUGCAGCAGUGUUGUGAUUUGUCUCUGAGCAUGUGCUUCUGACCCUUGCUGAGUCUUCUUUGUGGCCAUGUGACGCAGCAGCUUCAAUAAGUCCGGAUCUCUACGCUGGUACUGCUGCGGUGUUGUCCUGCUGACGGUUCUGCCAUGGUUUGAUCUCUCGCCCUGCUGACUAGUUUUUAGUAUUUAGUUAAUUUGAUUUUAAAAUUUAGUUAAUUUGAUUUUAACAUGCAACCGUUCGCGAAACCGGGAUUUCAUGUUGCACCUUUGCACACUCACGUUGUCUGUAACAGCAGAGCAAAGCUCAAUAAAAGAGACGCUGGUAUCACCUCCUGUCUUUCUCAUGCACCCACACUGCCACUAUAACCAACUCCAGCUUGUCUGCUAACAUGUCCACCUAAAGACACACAAACAUAAGAGAGACAGCAAGGUGUCAAUACAAAAGUUUUAUGGCAUCAUCUACAACAAUAACAUUCACAUUUGUAUAAAAUCUGAAGGGAAUAACAUU